Molecule: messenger RNA, 1809 nt
Organism: Rhagoletis pomonella (apple maggot)
Lineage: Eukaryota; Metazoa; Arthropoda; Insecta; Diptera; Tephritidae
Product: solute carrier family 15 member 2
Exons: 10
Coding region: 49-1755 (568 amino acids)
Biological process (GO): transmembrane transport
Cellular component (GO): membrane
Molecular function (GO): dipeptide transmembrane transporter activity
Source: RefSeq, a predicted model, not a curated record
UCUCAAUCAAUCUCACCGGUUAGACGCACCGCGAGCCCAGAGGGAGAAAUGUUUCGUGCAUCGCAGAUCGCUAGUGAGGAGACACUGCCUGCACUUUUUGAUGCAACGCGCUCGCCUCAGCCCUUAAGAUCAACAGAUGACAUCACACAGGCUGAUGCCGGAACAUAUCUUAGAAAAUAUGAACGAAGGCUAUCAUUGAAAUAUGGACUUACAACAUCUUUACCGCCGAUUAAAUAUAAAUACCCAUUGGCUGUGGUUUUUGUACUUUUAACGAAAUUUUUCGAGGCAUUCGCUGCUAAUGGCAUUAGAACUGUUUUGGUUUUGUAUUUGCGUGAUGAUCUCUAUUUCAGCGAAAACUUCGCAACGAUUAUGCUGCAUAUAUUUAAUUUCUUUGGGCAAUUUUGUCCAAUUUUCGGUGCUAUAUUGGCAGACAGUUAUUUCGGCAAUGUCCGCACGAUUUCCUACUUUUGCAUGCUGUAUGCGAUAGGUUGGGUGAUGUUGAUUCUAACGGUACUACCCAACAUAGGGUCAUCACUGAUUGUUUUAGUAUCCGUUUCUUUGUUAUUCAUCGCCAUUGGUAAUGGCUCCAUACGCGCAUGCAUCACCUCCCUGGGUGCGCAGCAAUUCAAAGUGCCAGAACAAGCUAGUCGCUUAGCUGAAUAUUUUUCCUUGUAUUAUUUUGUGUAUUAUUUUGGUAUACUGCUAAGUAAAAUUUUACCUCCUUUUGUGCGUGCUAAAACACAAUGUUUCGGUAAAACCGACUGUUAUUCGGCGGUAUUUGGAACGCUAGGCCUAUCUUUUGCGGCUUCAUGGGUAAUUUUUGCCAUCGGACGAUUUUUCUACAAAUCCGAAAAACUCUCCGAAGAAAAUAUACUGAUAAAAUUUUAUGGUUGUAUUAAACACGCUUUGGUGGUUAAAUGGAGUAGAACGCGCAAGGAUGAACAACCUGCCUAUUGGCUACACAAUGCAGUGGGUAAAUAUGACGAGGCAUUUGUCAACGAUGUGUGCAAAGUAUUAAAGAUCACUAAGCUCUUCUUGCCACUGCCUAUAUACUUCGCUCUGCUGGCACAGCAGGAUUCUAGUUGGACAUUUCAAGCUUCAAUGAUGAAUACGACAGUGGUGAAUACGAUAACAAUACAACCUGAUCAGGCCAAAGCGAUGGGGCCCAUUUUGCUUUUCAUCCUUAUACCUUUGUGGCAAUAUAUUUUUACGCCUAUUAUUCGCCGAUUAUUUGGCAGAGAAUUGAAGCCACUUCAUAGCGUUACCAUAGGUGGCGUGUCCUCAGCGUUGGCGUUUAUUUGUGCGGGUGUGCUGCAAGAAUAUAUUUAUAAUCAUCCUUAUCGUUAUGUUAGCAUAGUUUGGCAAGUUCCUCAGUUCUUGUUACUAAUGCUGGGCGAGUUAUUGCUGUCCAUUCCAGGCUUGAAGUUUGCAUUUACACAGGCGCCGGCUUCAAUGAAAUCGGUGGUUACAGCUGCGUGGUUCAUUAACAAUGCUUUUGGCAAUCUUAUUGUUGUGUUUAUAACAAAGUUGGAUAUUUUUGCUUCACAGAGCUACGAAUACUUUUUCUAUGCUGUUUUAAUGAUUGUGAGCAUAAUUAUUUUUGCCAUGCUAUCUUAUGAUUAUGUGCUGCAUCAGCAAGCUGGUGAUUUACUAGCGAACAUUAACUUACUACAGUCAAGGCGCCAUUUAAUGGAGGACGAUGAUGAACCUACAACCAGCGCUGGAAGCUCCAGCAGUCGUAGAAUUAGCAUUUAGUUUGCAUAAAAAAAUUCCAUAUUAAAAAUUCCAUUAAAUACCAUUAAAUCUAAA